Molecule: messenger RNA, 1044 nt
Organism: Triticum turgidum subsp. durum (durum wheat)
Lineage: Eukaryota; Viridiplantae; Streptophyta; Magnoliopsida; Poales; Poaceae
Source: the annotation of a GenBank genome assembly
AUGUCGGCACCAACAUCCAUUCCCUGUGGCUCAAAGAGUGUGGGACGCAACAGGAAUGGUGUUGACAGGCUCAGCAGCCUGUCCGGCAAAGACUUCGUGGAUAAUAGCAAGUUGGAGAAUUUCAUUGAUUGCUUGCUGCUCUUGCGCGACUAUACCGCUUCCUUGGAUGAAGCCCGAAUCUCUCCCUGCUGCGUUGAUUGUACCAAAUGUUCCGUGUGGAUUCGUCAUGCCAUCAUGCACAAAGUUCGUGUCCUUGAUAUUUCUGGACCUCUCAGUUUGGAUAAGACAGCAAUAUUUCCUUCUCAGCACCUGAAAACAAUCAGGCUCCAAGCUGCCAUGUUGAGACAUGGGUUUUUUAGGCCGUUGAACUACGACUGCCCUGUGCUUGAACAUUUAGGGCUGAAGUUGUGCACUUUCUGGGGCCAUGAGGAGAUCUCAUCAAGGUCACUCAAGGUUCUGCAUAUCAGUCAGUGCUACCUCACCCCCAGUCUCCUGAUUUGUGCUAGGAACCUUACCAAUCUCUCUAUCCUUGACACAGACAUUGGUGGUAUAGUAACUAGGGAUCUGUCUUCUCUGGUAACAGCUUCGAUUAGUCUAGUAUCCAAACAUUUUUAUCAUAGGGACACAGUAGUAGUGGGGCAUCAUCUACUUGAUGGCCUUUCACAUGCCACAACGUUGGAGUUGCAUGCGCCAUUACAUGAGCGCGCAUUUGAGGGAGGUUUGCCAACAUGCCCCAUGUUCAGCAAUCUGACAAGCUUGGUCCUGGGCGAUUGGGUCAUGACUGCUGACUUCUACCCACUGCACAGUAUUCUCCAGCGCUCGGACAAGCUGAAGGAGCUAACUCUGAAGCUCAAAAUGGAGGAAUGCAGCAUAUGCAAAGCCUUGCCGUCAACAAGGAGAGCGCCGCUGUCAGGCUCAGACAGCCACCCUUGCAUCGAGAGGAUCAAAAUCUACUGCCGGAAAGAUCAUGCGAGGGUCGGUGAGCUGGUGCAGGCGUUGGUACCGACUGCCUGCAAUGCGAAAAUCAGCAUCGAGCAGCCCUGA